Nannospalax galili (Upper Galilee mountains blind mole rat) is the source of this 1014-nucleotide messenger RNA. It is a transcript of the gene CUNH18orf32, whose product is annotated as chromosome unknown C18orf32 homolog. Lineage: Eukaryota; Metazoa; Chordata; Mammalia; Rodentia; Spalacidae. Bases 206 to 436 code for a protein of 76 amino acids. Gene Ontology annotation, biological process: positive regulation of canonical NF-kappaB signal transduction. The transcript has 3 exons. The record is from RefSeq and is a predicted model, not a curated record.
CAGCCCUCCGGAAGCGCCGGCAUUGCUGUGGGCGUCGCGGUGGUGGUGAGUGGUUGCGGCUCCGGCUCGGGUUCGCAGCGGGCGGGACCAGUCGGCGACACUCGGGGUCUCGGGGUCCCCCGUCCUUGCCCGCCCCCCCACGGGUCUGGCCUCCUAGACGGUUUGCUUCAAGUCCUUGGACCGGCUCGAGCUCAAGCCUGGGACAAUGGUGUGCAUUCCUUGUAUCGUCAUUCCAGUUCUGCUGUGGAUCUUCAAAAAAUUCCUGGAGCCUUACAUAUACCCUUUUGUGUCCCCUAUUGUCAGUCGUAUGUGGCCUAAAAAGACCACACAAGAAUCCAGUGAUAAAGAUGAAAGCAAAGUAGACUGCAAGGGUACAGAUGCAAAUGGAUUACUCACAAAAGAACCAACAGAAGUCCCUGAUAAAAAGAAAGACUAAUGUGAUUCUCUCAAGGGCUCUCAGUUAUUUUGCAAUGAACCUGAUUUAUGAAUCACCUUCUUUGUCUCUGACCUUUUUUUCUGAGACCAGAAUUCUAGAUCAGUUUAGCUAAUUUACCUGAUAAGUAAUCAGGAAAUAUAUGGUAUUUAUAUUUAAAAUGUAUGUAGUUAUUUAAUGACCUCAUUCCCAAGUCCCUUUUUCAUUAAAGUAGCUAUUGCCACAUUGUUAAUAUGAAUACAUGGAAGGUUUGUAUCAGGAAACAUGCCAUACUUAAAAUCCUUGGGCCUUUAGCAUUGUUUCACAUGAAUUUAGCUGCUGUUUGCUCUUGCUAUAGGCUCUUCUAGUGGAGUACAUCUUACUGUGAAACAGUACAAUUGAUGUGAAAUAUGACAAAUACAAUUACUGUCAAACAGUGGAGUUUGCCCUUUGAACAGGUAUUUAUUGCUCUGAGGAAGAUGGAAAAGAAGAAACGAGGGGAAACUUCUUUGAAAACUGUAAUGUCCAUGUCAGUGUCUAAUUCAAAAAUUCCAAUUCUGUUACACUCCUUUUCCUGCUAAUGGAUUAAAUAUUCAGUUUAA